Aspergillus aculeatus ATCC 16872 is the source of this 1239-nucleotide messenger RNA. RefSeq lists its product as uncharacterized. The coding region runs from base 1 to 1239 and encodes 412 amino acids. The transcript has a single exon. Lineage: Eukaryota; Fungi; Ascomycota; Eurotiomycetes; Eurotiales; Aspergillaceae. The record is from RefSeq and is a predicted model, not a curated record.
AUGCCGGUGAUCGCCAACACCCCCGAAGCACUCAUCGCCCGCACCGAUUCCUGCGACCCGGAGACAACAUGUCAAGGGUUGACCAACAGCGGCAAGCCAUGCCGGCGCGCACUCGGCGAUCCAACCGACCGAUACUGCUGGCAGCAUAAGGACCAAGCCGCCACCGAAUCGCCAGGGACCAGCACGCCGUCCGCCAUGAACCCCAACAAGCCGCGGACGAGCAUCGACACCCUGCUGGACCGGAUCGGGAUCCUCAACAUCAACGACGGGGCGUCGGAGAAAUGGCGACCGUCGCGCCCCACCACCAGCAACAAACCCCAGAAGAGACAGAAGAAACGCACCAUCUGCUGCUGCUUCGAGGUGAUCGAGGAGGAGGAGAUCCGGCCGCCCAGGCCCGUCUCCGCGCGGCCGCCCUCCCAAGCGGCUGCCCCGGGCGCCGUCCCGCAGGCCAACCUACUCUCCCCCAACAGCCAAAUUCCCACGCGGCCAUCCGCGCACACCUCCUCCCACUACUCUUCCACCUCGUCCGGGAUCCCAGAAUCCUGGAUCCCCGCCGACCUCAGCGCGGAGGCGACCUCGACGCUGGCCUCCGAGCUCGACAAGCCGAUCUCCGAACGCGACGAACCGGGCUACAUCUACAUGUUCUGGCUGACGCCGGAGGAGACCACAGGGAAUGGGGGAGGAGCGCGCGGUCCGCCGCCGGCCGAGGUCGCCAGCUCGCUGUUGCCACACCACCACAAGUCGAGCGGCGGCGGCGCGCGUGACCGCGCCGUCAGCGACGCGAUCCGCACGGCGCGGGAUCUCCGGGCGUUGACCUCGGCGCCCAGCGCCACCAGCCCCGGCACGAUUCGGCUGAAGAUCGGGCGGGCCAACAACGUCCAGCGCCGGAUGAACGAAUGGUCGCGCCAGUGCGGCCACCACGUCACCCUGAUCCGGUACUACCCUUACACGCCGUCGACGCCGCAGCCGUCCCCGGCGCGGGUUGGUGGGGGGACUGUGCACGACAACGACGCCCUCGAGCCGGGCCGGAAGGUACCCUUCGUCCACCGCGUCGAGCGGCUGAUCCACCUGGAGCUGGGGGAUGUGCGGAUCCGCGACAUGGGCAAGUGUCCGGAGUGCGGGCGGGAGCAUAAGGAAUGGUUCGAGGUGACGGCGGAGAAGAGCUCGCUGAAGCGGGUGGAUGACUGCAUCCGGCGCUGGGUGAAAUGGGCGGAGAUGCAGGAGAAGCAGAGCCGGUAA